Phytophthora nicotianae INRA-310 is the source of this 2142-nucleotide messenger RNA. RefSeq names its product 2,3-diketo-5-methylthio-1-phosphopentane phosphatase. NCBI's taxonomy places the organism in Eukaryota, Oomycota, Peronosporomycetes, Peronosporales, Peronosporaceae. Gene Ontology annotation, cellular component: cytoplasm. The record is from RefSeq and is a predicted model, not a curated record. Bases 32 to 1924 code for a protein of 630 amino acids. The transcript is spliced from 2 exons. Gene Ontology annotation, molecular function: magnesium ion binding; acireductone synthase activity.
CUCAAACGCGAUCUCAACUGCUUUUGACACCAUGACGAUUUCAUCGCUGGAGCUCGCUCUGCAGCCGACUUAUCUUGACAGCUCCUCGGACCGCGCGAGUCUCGCUAUUCUCCGCGAUAUUGGCGUCUCCAUUGCCGAAUUCUCGCACAACUCUAUCAGUAACAAGGACGGAUCUACCAUUGACGUAAUUAGCGACGAGGCUCUGCAGAACGAGCACUCGAGCGCUGCCAACGUCACCUACCACGUCGUCAAGGGCUGCGUGCAUCUGGACGUGCGCGACUCGGCUGACUGCUGGGUGCGCUGCACUCUGACGGAAGGAAUGAAGGCCACACUGGGUCUACGCACUCUGCGCCGCUUUGUGCCGAUCGCAGGCAACGCUGCACAGCUCCUGGAGAGCAGUAAGGGCGCGCGCAACCUCACGGCUCGGUACACACACGCAGCGGACGCAGCUAACCACUCGACGCUGGUUACCGCUAACGACUGCCGCGAGCUCGUCUGUGAACUGUGCCGUCUGUACUAUACCACGGAGUGGAUGACGGGCACGGGUGGUGCAAUGAGCCUCCGCCACGGCGAGCGCAUCUACGUAACCCCGUCAGGUGUCCCCAAGGAGCGUCUGCAGCCCGAGGACUUGUAUGUACUGGAUCUGGACUGCAGCAUCCUUUCAAGCCCAAAGCCCAAGCCUGGCAAGAAGGCUCCUAAGCUCUCGGACUGCGCACCGCUGUUCCUGAACGCGCACAAGAUCCGCAAAGCUGGUGUGGUGCUGCACAGUCACGGCAUCACGUGCAACUUGGCGGCGGCUCUUUGCGACGGUAAGAGCGAGUUCCGCAUCUCGCACCAGGAGAUGAUUAAGGGCAUUACUGGUCACGGAUACGCGGACACACUGGUUGUGCCUGUGAUCGACAACGCGCCCAAGGAGUCUGCUCUCGCGGAGCCGAUCGCGCGUACGAUGGAAGAAUACCCCAACACGUCCGCUGUUCUGGUUCGCCGUCACGGCCUCUUUGUGUGGGGUGACUCGUGGGAAGCCGCUAAGCGCCAUGCCGAGUGCCUACACUACCUGUUUGAGGCGGCUAUUGAGAUGCGUAAGCUGAAUCUGGACUACACAAUCCCCCCAGUGUCAGCUUCCUCGAGCAACGGCAGCUCUCUGAAGCGCGCACGCACCAACGAGGCAAGCAACGGAGAGCUCAGCAUGGCAGAGAAGCACAAGGUGGUGAUGCUGGACAUUGAAGGAACCACGACACCAAUUACGUUCGUGCACGACAUUCUGUUCCCCUACGUGACGGACAACGUCGCUCGCUUCCUGCAUCAAACGUGGGGAUCAGCCGACACGAAGGCGGACGUGGCAGCUUUGGUGGCUCAACACAAGCAGGACCAGAAUGAUGGAGUGAACCCACCUGCAUUGGAUGACACGCAGGCGAAAGAGCAGCUCAUCGAGGCUCUCACUGCUUACGUCAAGUGGAAUGUCAAGGCAGACCGCAAGAUUGGACCUCUGAAGCAGCUACAAGGUCACAUGUGGCUCCAAGGCUACGAAAGCGGCGAACUUAAGGCGCUCGUGUACGACGAUGUUCCUCCGUGCCUCGAACGACUGCGUGCAUGCGGUGUGCGUGUGGGUAUUUACUCUUCCGGCUCACGUCAGGCUCAGAAGCUGCUCUUCCAGUACUCUGACAAGGGCGAUCUGCGUGAAUAUCUGACCGUCUACUUUGACACGAAGAUCGGCCACAAGCGCGAGGUUGGGAGCUACAAGGAAAUUGUUCAGAGUCUUGGCGUGGAUAGUGGUAAGGACGUGCUCUUCGUGACGGACGUGAUCGAAGAGGCCCAGGCUGCGGAGGCCGCCGGACUGGAUACGGUAUUGUCCGUGCGUCCGGGCAACAAGCCGCUGCCGGAGUCUCAUCACUUCCCUACGAUCUGCUCCUUCGCCGAGCUGUAAAACCGUAGCUUGCUGUUAUGCAGAACAGCGCUAAUACACAUAACAGCGCACAACUACUUGUGUAUCGAUGCAACUACCGGUUGGGAAUAAUUGAAAGUGGUUAGUUUGAAUCCUCAUCGCUCGGGUCGUACUCAGGGUCUUGGUAGCUCUGUCCGUCGGCAGCAGCUUCGCCUCCACGUCGGCGUACAUUGGCAGCACUGGCCUGGCGGCAUUUUGCC